Messenger RNA from Tremella mesenterica DSM 1558, 447 nucleotides. RefSeq lists its product as uncharacterized. The record is from RefSeq and is a predicted model, not a curated record. The coding region runs from base 1 to 447 and encodes 148 amino acids. The transcript has 4 exons. Lineage: Eukaryota; Fungi; Basidiomycota; Tremellomycetes; Tremellales; Tremellaceae.
AUGCCAAAUCAUACCCAUACGGAUUCUCGCACACAGACCCGUCCCUCCCGCAACGGUAGGGGUCGUAGACAGGAGUCGGAAAAUCAGAAUACCGACAGACCAGGAUCACAUGCCUCAGACAACACUCAACAGAAUCCUACACUUGAGUGGAACACCAGUGUCUGGGCAGACAUCACCAAAGAGCUCAAUGAGCAAAGGAUAAGGAAUCCCGGAGGUGAAAGGCACUGUACUGCAACCCAAAGUACUGCUGGUGUUGAUGAUAGCACUCAAAGCACAACUCCCGGGGAGGUCCCCUUGUUACCGGAGGAGGGGUUCGCUCUCCAAUUUGACAAUCAGGAGUAUUACCCUUUGACAACUCAGGACAGUGUUGGUCAUUCAAUCAGUGAUAAUGGACAGGGUAAUCACGAAGCCCAAAGCGGUUGGGAGUCUGACGACACCCUGUGGUAA